AUGGAGGGCUCAAGUUCAACUUCAUGCUUGAUGAUGGCUUUUGGGGGGGACAACAGUAGUGGUGCUUUAGGAGGUCCUACAAGUCCUAUGAUGAUGAUGAUGAUGCCUCCUCAGAUGACUUCUUCUACCCACCUUAAUGCAGAGACCAAUACCCUAUAUCUUCCUCUACCUCAUGCUCAUCCCAGCGACACCCAAGACCACCCCAAUAAUCGUCGCACUGCAGCUACUUCUGCUUCUUCUAUGAUGCAGCUGGAUGAUGAAAACCACAACAACAGUCAUCAUAACUUGAGCAGCAGCACCACUGGCGGUGGCAGUUAUUUCGUGGAUCACAGCAACAAUGAUAUCGGUGGAAGCUAUUCUUCGUCUCCUCCUCCAUCUGUCAAGGCUAAGAUCAUGGCUCAUCCUCACUACCAUCGUCUCUUGGCUGCCUAUAUCAAUUGCCAAAAGAUAGGAGCACCUCCUGAAGUGGUGGCAAGGCUAGAGGAAGUCUGCACUUCUGCUGCAAGUCUUAGCCGUAACAACACAAGCUGUAUUGGUGAAGAUCCGGCACUUGAUCAAUUUAUGGAAGCCUAUUGUGAAAUGCUGACUAAAUACGAAGAGGAACUCUCGAAACCCUUCAAGGAAGCCAUGCUUUUCUUGUCAAGAGUCGAGUGCCAGUUCAAAGCUCUCACUCUUGCUUCUUCAGAUUCUGCUUGUGGAGAGGCUAUGGACAGGAAUGGAUCCUCUGAAGAGGAGGUUGAUGUGAACAACAGCUUCAUUGAUCCUCAAGCAGAAGAUCGGGAGCUUAAAGGUCAGCUUUUGCGCAAGUACAGUGGAUAUUUGGGCAGCCUGAAGCAGGAAUUCAUGAAGAAAAGAAAGAAAGGAAAGCUGCCAAAGGAAGCCAGGCAACAGUUGUUGGACUGGUGGAGCAGGCAUUACAAAUGGCCAUACCCAUCGGAAUCACAGAAGCUGGCGCUUGCUGAAUCAACAGGUCUAGACCAGAAGCAAAUUAAUAAUUGGUUCAUCAAUCAAAGGAAGCGGCACUGGAAGCCUUCAGAGGAUAUGCAACUUGUGGUGAUGGAUGCCACACAUCCCCACUAUUAUAUGGACAAUGUUUUGGGUAAUCCCUUUCCAAUGGACAUCUCGCCUGCACUGCUCUAA
Coffea eugenioides is the source of this 1140-nucleotide messenger RNA. Its product is annotated as homeobox protein knotted-1-like LET6. The transcript has 4 exons. The record is from RefSeq and is a predicted model, not a curated record. Bases 1 to 1140 code for a protein of 379 amino acids. Lineage: Eukaryota; Viridiplantae; Streptophyta; Magnoliopsida; Gentianales; Rubiaceae. Gene Ontology annotation, cellular component: nucleus. Gene Ontology annotation, biological process: regulation of DNA-templated transcription. Gene Ontology annotation, molecular function: DNA binding; DNA-binding transcription factor activity, RNA polymerase II-specific.